CACUGACCUAAAUGAUAAUAACCGUAUUGCAGUUUGUGAGCCUCAACCAAUGGGAAGAGAGAUUUUACCUAGUUGACCAAUCCAAAGUACGAGUAUUAAAGCACCUUCAAAUGUUAGCACAAAACGUAAUAGAAUCCUCAUUAGGAAAGUUAAUUUGUGGUUAUUACAUAAGUUUCAGGUUAUCUGAUUGAUUAUAAAGCCAAAUGAAAUGAAUCUAGAGAAUGGGAUUUUUAACAGUUCACAAAUAAGUAUUAAUGACAACCUUGAAUGCAAACCAACCUUACAAAAUAAUCUUGAGCUGAAAGUUACUUCUCAGUCUCAAAUGACAUUAAAUACGCCAUCACUCUAUAUCAAUGUAAAUGAAGACACAACAGAUAUGCCAAUGAACUUUAAUUUAAAUCAGACUGAGUGUAUUUGUCAAGUACUCUAUAAUACCCAGGAAACUGAUCGGUUGAAGACAUUUCUUUCGAAAAUAUCAACGACUACAAUGUAUCAUAACAAUGAAGUCAUUGUGAAAUGCAGAGCCUUAGUUUUAUUUGUCAAUAAAGAAUUUACCGAAUUAUUCAAAAUUUUAAACAAUUUUCCAUUUAGUGUUUAUAAUCAUAAUGAAAUGCAAAAUUUAUGGUAUCAAGCUCAAUAUGCACAAAUAGAGAUAUCACGUGGUCAUCAGUUGAACGCUGUAGCCAAAUAUCGUAUACGUAAGAAAUUCCCACCACCGAACACAAUAUGGGAUGGAGAUGAGGUGACGUAUUAUUUUAAAGAUAAAUCAAGAAAUUAUUUAGCUGAACAGUUUGCGCACAAUCCAUAUCCGUCUAUUGUGGAAAAACAUUUCAUGGCUAAGAACAGUGGUCUUACUAUAACACAAGUAUCAAAUUGGUUUAAGAAUAGAAGACAACGUGAUAAAACUCUUAAUAACUUUAAAAGUAGAUGUAUAACCCAGAAUGGAUUGAGUUACCUUCAACCAACUGAUUUCGAGGCGUCGACAGAGUUCCAUGAACACUUUGAACAAAAUACUGACACCCCACUGUAUGAUGCGAAAUUUCUUGAGACAGCUUGUUCCGAUUCCAGCACAUUGUAUUUUGAUUAUGAAAGGGAACUUCAAGAUCGUGAUUUCAGCUUCCAUUGCCAUCAAUCUGGAAAUUAUUCUUCUUCAUUUUCUCACCUAUACUCUUCAGAUGAAGAUUUUUCUGUUACAAGUACAAAAUACAACUAGUUUGACUCAGAUUUAUCUAAAUAAAAAAGUUACACAAAAAUUUUAAUCGAUGAUCCCAUGUAUACGGGGAAUUUCCAUACAAUGAAACUUGUUUACAAUCAAAAAAUGUAAUAACAAUUAAUUGUUCAUAAA
Molecule: messenger RNA, 1345 nt
Organism: Schistosoma guineensis
Lineage: Eukaryota; Metazoa; Platyhelminthes; Trematoda; Strigeidida; Schistosomatidae
Source: the annotation of a GenBank genome assembly